AUGCAUUCGUUUGCUGUCCUCGCCCUGGCGGCGGCGAGCCUGCCUUCCGUCCUGGCUGCGCCGUCUCCCGUGGUCGAGCCACCGGUCCCAGCUGCACCGGCCGCACCCGUCUACGACUUCCAGAGUCGCCGUCUGCUGGGCAUCCCCCCGAGCAGCGCGGCCAGCUACAACGUGACCGACCAGCCCAUUGCGCCCACAGAGGACCCCUGGUACACCGCGCCCUACGAGUUUGGAAACGAGGCCCCCGGCACCAUUCUGCGCGUGCGCCCGGCCCCGGGCAACUUGAGCGCCAUCACAGGCAACUGCUCGUCGGCCUGGAACAUUCUGUACCGCACCACCGACUCGCGCUACUUGCCGACCUGGGCCGUGACCACGCUCUUUGUCCCCUUUGCCAACACCACGACAGGGCGCAACGGCUCCCUCCUGUCGUACCAGAUCCCCUACGACUCGGUGUCGCUCGACGCCAGCCCCAGCUACGCCCUGUACGCCGGCGUCGACGUGGACAUUAGCGAGUCGCUGGGCAAGGGCUGGUUUGUCAGCGUGCCCGACUACGAGGGCCCGCUGGCAUCGUUCACGGCGGGCGUGCUGUCGGGCCACGCGACAAUCGACUCGAUCCGCGCCGUUCUUCGCGGCGCCGCGCGCUUCGACCUGCCGGGCAACACAAGCUAUGCCAUGUGGGGCUACUCCGGCGGCGCGCUGGCGAGCGAGUGGGCGGCCGAGCUGGCGGUGCAGUACGCGCCCGAGCUCCACUUCAGCGGCGCCGCGCUGGGCGGCCUGACGCCCAACGUGACGAGCGUGCUCUACUCAGUCUACAACAGCGUCGAGGCCGGCCUCGUGCCGCCGGCCAUCCUGGGCAUUUCCAACCAGUUCCCCGACGUCUACCAGUACAUCCUGUCGCGGCUCAAGACGGAGGGGCCCUACAACAAGACGGGCUUCCUGGCGACGAAGACGUACUCGCUGUCGCAGAACAUUGCCACCUACGCCCUCCAGAACAUCUCCGAGUACUUUGAGGGCGGCCUGCAGGACAUCUUCAGUCCCCAGGCCCAGCAGGUCAUCCACUCCGACGGCCUCAUGGGCUACCACGGCGUCCCGCAGAUGCCCCUCUACGUCUACAAGGCCAUCAAGGACGAGGUCUCGCCCAUCAACGACACGGACGCCCUGGUGGAGCGCUUCUGCGGCGUCGGCGUCAACAUCAACUACGACCGCAACACCAACGGCGGCCACUCCGCCGAGGGCACCAACGGCCGCGACGGCGCCAUCACCUGGCUCAACAGCAUCUUUGACGGCAGCUUCGCCACGUCGGCGAAUGCGACGGGCUGCUUUGUUCAGAACGUCUUUGUGAACGUGUCGUCGUCGCAGUUUUAG
This is a messenger RNA of Sporothrix brasiliensis 5110, 1365 nucleotides long. RefSeq names its product lipase 1 precursor. NCBI's taxonomy places the organism in Eukaryota, Fungi, Ascomycota, Sordariomycetes, Ophiostomatales, Ophiostomataceae. The transcript has a single exon. Bases 1 to 1365 code for a protein of 454 amino acids. Gene Ontology annotation, biological process: lipid catabolic process. The record is from RefSeq and is a predicted model, not a curated record. Gene Ontology annotation, molecular function: triacylglycerol lipase activity.